UCGAAACAUUCAAAACAAAAUUUUCUUUCCUGUUAUCAUAGUUCUAUAAACUGCAGUUUUAUCGAAGUUGAGCCGUAAUUUUACCUUUUACGAUGAGUACAGCUGCAGGAAAGCGUGGUAAAAGAAAAGCCCCGGCAAAUGAAAUUAAAACUGCAAAAGAAAAAGUCAAAAAGCCACGAAAACCAAAAGGGAUGCCAGACCUCAAACCCGGGGAGGUGCUGGUCGAUUUGUUGAAGAAACGAUGGCGAUUGGGCGAUCUUUUUGGCUGGGGAGGCUUUGGUGCCUUGUAUUAUGCAUCACCUGAUACAGACAAGGCUGUCAAUGACAAAGCAACUUAUGUUGCAAAAGUUGAACCACAUUCUAAUGGACCACUUUUUGGAGAACUUGCAUUUUAUCAGCGAGCUGCUAAGGAAGAAACAAUUAACAAAUGGAUAUCUUCUCACAAACUGAAGUUUCUGGGCAUUCCAGCAUACAUUGGUUCAGGGGGACAUGAAAAUGGUGGUUCAAAAUAUAGAUUCAUGAUAAUGGAGAGAUUUGCCGAUGAUGUUGAUCAGAUAUUUGCAAAAUAUGGCAAGCGGUUUCACAUCCAAACUGCCUUCACCCUAGCAAUUCGCAUUAUUGAUAUCCUUGAAUACAUUCAUGCACAAGGCUACGUCCAUGCGGACAUCAAAGGCUCCAACCUGAUGAUGGGAUAUAGUAAAAAGGUAUUUCUACUGGAUUAUGGUCUAGCAUAUCGCUUCAAUACGGACGGGGUCCAUAAAGAAUACAAAGAAGACCCCAAGCGAAAGCACGAUGGGACUAUAGAAUUCACAAGUCGAGAUGCGCAUAAGGGCGUAGCUCCUUCUCGAAGAACAGACCUUGAAAUCCUUGGCUACGUCAUGUUACAGUGGUUGUGUAGUAAACUGCCAUGGGAAGACAAUUUGAAUGAUAAAGAUUAUGUCAUGAAUUCAAAAAUAAGAUUAAUGGAGAAUAUUCCACAAUCUUUGAGAAAAUGCUUGAAAGAUCAACGAGCUGGUAAUAUAAUCGAUGAGUUGGAACAAUAUUUCAAAUCAAUUGCGACACUGGAGUAUGAUGAAACACCCAAUUACAACAAGUUAAGAAAAAUAUUUCAAGAUGGACUUCGCAAAAGAAAAUUCCCAGAUGAUGGCCAAACAGUAAAGUUCAAAACAGACGACUGUUCAAGUGCUUCAAAUGAUGAGGCAUUUGAAGAUUGGUCAAAUGAAAUGGAAGACAGUGAAGGCAAUGCAUCACCAUUAAAACCUACCAGACAACCAAUUAGUCGCAAACCUGCAUCAAAGUCUUCAAGAAAAGAACCAAGCAGCCCUGCCAAAAGCUCAUCAAAUAAGAGAGUGGCAAGCCCUGUCAAGCCCUUAAGGGCUGCAGCUGCUAGGAAGCCAAAGGUUUCUAAGGUGCCUGGAAGAACAUCUAGAUCCAAGUUAGAAACAACAGAAUCACCCGAUCGUCAAGAAUCAUCUUCAAAUUCUGAGAAAACAGUUGCUAAAGGUAGAAAGGGUAAGACAGCAGAAGAGAAACCAGCCAAGAUGGAAAGACCAGCAGCAAAAAGAGGGCGUGGUCGGCCGAAGAAAACAGAGGAACCUGUGCUUGUAGACAGAGGCACAUCACCAUAGACUGAUACUAGGACGUCGCUCUCUCUCUCUCUAAGGAUGCAUCACAAGGUCUUCCUCCAGCCUCACACAGCCACCUUAACUCACGUCUACCUGAGGACCUUUUUGCCAGCUAACAGAACAUAACAUUUGAUAAUAAAUAAUAAUUAAAUACAUUUCCUAUAUCGCAAAAAAUGAACAGUCAGAUCAUUUACAUUUGAAUAUUUUUCUACAACCUGCAUUAGUUGUGGUCGGUUGGCCAUGCCUAAGUUUAGACUUAAUGGUAAACCAGAAUUAACUUUCUGUUCUUAUCAGCACUAAACAAAAUAUAGUUAAGACUUGUUAUACAAUCAUUAAAAUUUGUUAUUU
This is a messenger RNA of Dendronephthya gigantea, 1973 nucleotides long. RefSeq names its product serine/threonine-protein kinase VRK1-like. The record is from RefSeq and is a predicted model, not a curated record. Bases 93 to 1628 code for a protein of 511 amino acids. Gene Ontology annotation, molecular function: ATP binding; protein serine/threonine kinase activity. The transcript has 9 exons. Gene Ontology annotation, cellular component: cytoplasm; nucleus. Lineage: Eukaryota; Metazoa; Cnidaria; Anthozoa; Malacalcyonacea; Nephtheidae. Gene Ontology annotation, biological process: signal transduction; regulation of DNA-templated transcription; peptidyl-serine phosphorylation.